AUGCCGGGGGCGUCGCGAGUACUGCUGGGCCUGCGCUCGCUCCUGUCGGCGGCCAACCAGGCGCAGAGGACAGCCCUGGCCGCUCGCGCCGUCUCAGAGCUGGAGUGGCUCUCGACUACGGUGUCGUCGGUGCUGGAGGAGUGCAAGGCGUUCCUGGAGGGCGCCAUUGACGCCAUGACGCUCUCCGAGCCGGCCGCCCGACGCGACGGCUCGCUCACCUACGUGCUGAGCAGCCGGACCAUGCUCUGUCUGCACACGCUGCUGGAGCGGGUCACCCGGGCCAACAUCUAUAUACUGCAGAAACGGGAGUACCUCUCGGGCGUGGGCGAGGCGGGCGGCGCUCGCCUGCUCUCCCACAACGCCGAGCGCCUGCUGGAGCAGCUGCCGGCGCUGGUGGCGCGGCUGGAGGACGCCGCCCGCCUGGUCGACCAGCAGAUCAACUGGCGCGAGUUCAAGUUCUACUUCAUCGCCACCGCCUCGCGCGUGCACCACAUCAUGGAGCUGCUGCGGUCGCAAGCCGAGGUGCUGCGGCCGCUGGCGGAGCAGCUGCAGCUGCUGGUCGGCGAGGACGAGCUGACGCGCACGCUGGUCCGCCUCGGCCUGGCCGAGGCCUCGCCCACCGGCGAGCGGACCAAUCACACGCCUCUCGCCGAGCAGGCGGCCAAUCACACGCCGCUGGCCGAGCGGGCGACUAAUCAGACACCGCUGUGCGAGGCCGGUCCACAAGACGACACCCCGCGGCUGUCGCUGAUAUCGGCCGUGACGCGGCCUCCCCUCAGCCGUGACAGUGAACUCGCCCGCCGCUGCCACCGCCUGUUCGAGUCGGGCGAAAACACCGAUCUGAAGUUUCCCGUCCUCGGAGACUCAGUGCUGCCGUCCCUGCUGGGCACGCCCAGUCCCGCCAUCUCUGAGAAGCAGCCGACAGUUCUGCUUGCGCACGCGCCGGUGGUGGCAGCACGGUCGGAGUGGCUGCGGCGCGCGCUGGCCUCCGGCAUGCGAGAGAGCAUAGACAAGCAGAUCUCUAUCUGCGACGCGUCGCCGGCCAUCUUCCGCUCGAUGCUGGAGUUUCUCUACUGCGGUCACGUGACGCCGGAGAACUGGCCACCGGAGCAGCUGAUGGAGCUGAUGGUGCUGGCCGACCGGUACGAGCUGGACGACCUGAAGCACUCGUGCGAGGCCCUGCUGGAGACGCACAUCGACGAGGACUCGGUCUUCUGUCUGCUCAGCAUCGCCGAGCAGUACAACGCACGCAAGCUGAAGAGCUCUGCGCUGGAGUUCGUCGCCACCAACCCGGAGGUGGUGCAGACGGAGCUGUUCCUGGAGCUGAGCCCCAGCCUGCAGGCCGAGGUGGAGGAGACGGCCGUAUGGGCGCCGCCCAGGGCGCACCUGGAGUGUGACGCCUCCCACAAGCGGCCCCGCCCGGCGCCGGAGUCGCCGGGCGACUCUGCCGAGGAGCUGGUCAACCUCACGCGCGGCAUCCACCUGCGAGAGACGUCGCGCUCGUCGUCGAGCUCGCAGGAGGAGUCCGGCCCGCCGGCCGGCGGCCGCCUCGAGGCGUGCCUGCAGCGGCUGCGCAGCAUCGUCGGCGAGGACGUGGCGCGCGCCGAGCUGAUCCGCGUCGUGCUCGCCGCCGACUACGACGUCAACCGGGCGCUCAACUUCUUCUUCUCGGCCUGAGCGGCGCCCGCGGCGAGGGCGCGCGUCGCCCUCUGCUCCGGGCUGGAGCGGCGUGGGAGUGUGCGGGAGCGGGACGCGACGUGGUGA
Messenger RNA from Pollicipes pollicipes, 1764 nucleotides. RefSeq lists its product as uncharacterized. The transcript is spliced from 13 exons. Lineage: Eukaryota; Metazoa; Arthropoda; Thecostraca; Pollicipedomorpha; Pollicipedidae. Gene Ontology annotation, molecular function: protein binding. The coding region runs from base 1 to 1677 and encodes 558 amino acids. The record is from RefSeq and is a predicted model, not a curated record.